ACCAUCCCAACUUCCAUUUCCCAUCUCCAACUUCCCCUGCUUGCUUUCCUUCGUUCAAAAAAAAGAACAGGGAAAAAAAAAAACAGAGCUUCCCAAGUUUUUAAACUUCCAUCAAUGGCCAUGAAGAGAAGUAUAGAAACGGCAGAGCUAGAGACGCUAGACAUGGCGAAAUGUCUAAUCUACCUAUCUCAUAGCUUCCGCUCCGUCACUUCCAAUUCCAAUCCCUCCUCCGCCGCCGGGGACGACGCCUUCGAAUGCAAGACCUGCAACCGGAGGUUUUCUUCCUUCCAGGCGCUGGGCGGCCACCGGGCCAGUCACAAGAAGCCUAAGAUUGCUUUACUCGGCCCAGAUAAGUUGGGCCAGGACGGGCCCAAGGUGCAGGCAAAGCCCAAGAUGCACGAAUGCUCGAUCUGCGGGGUGGAGUUCGCGCUGGGCCAGGCUUUGGGCGGUCACAUGAGGAGGCACCGAGCAGCCGCCACCAUGGCCGUGGCGGCUCCUAAGCUGCCGGCGGCGGGGAACUCGAACAAGCUGCUGCCGGUGCUUAGGAGGUCGGGUAGUUGCAAAAGCGUGUUCGGGCUGGAUUUGAACUUGUCGCCGUUGGAGAACGAUUUGCAGUAUUUGUUUGGCAAGAUGGCCCCCAAUGUUUCCAUUGUUUGAUAUCUUUCUGAUUGGUUUUCCUUUCGAUUUUCAUUUCUUUUAGCCUUACAUUACAUGUACAACAAUUGGUUGAUUCUUUGACUAACUUUGGUCCCGUCCGAUGAGGGGUUUGAUUAGUGAAUCGAAUUUUAUGGUGUUUACAACGAGUUUUUGGGUUUUUUCAUAGACGUAACUAUUUAACCUAUUAUUGAUGAUCUAAAUUAGAUGUUUGUGUCUUCGCUAUAACUUGGAAGCGAAUCAAAGAAGUAAAAAGGAAAUGGAUAGUUGAAAAUCGACAUAAAUUUACUUAUUGUGCUCCUAAAUGAUGUAUAUAUAUUUCAUAUAAUUGUCCAAAUAGAAAUUUCAAAGUACUACUCAAACAAACAUACCCUUAUCAAGAUCUCAUGCUCCCAUCACCACCGUGAAUCGAAUCAAAAUAAGUGAUGCAAAAAAAAAAAAACAAUUGUUUUGAAAGCUAGAUCGGUUGGUCAGACGAUAAUGAACCGGUAGGUCGAAAACUUAUCGUAAUGAUUAGUUAUUCAAAUCAAAUGAAUCGACGUACCGAUUCAAACUACAGUUACUCAAUAGCAAAUCGAGUUGUUUACCGCUUGUGCCACAACUAUUUAGAAGAAAUAAAUAUACUUAAUUCAAAGUACUUUAUAUUUUCAUAAAGGAUCAUGACAGUGGCGGAGCCAGGAAUCUAAAUGAGGGGGGCUAAAAUAAUUUACGUUCAAAGGUUUGAAAUGGCGAGGGGGGCUAAAGCCUUACCACCUACUUCUAUUAUCCAAAUGUGUUGUAAAAUUUACAAGUAAAUUUACACAAUUAUGAGAGUUGAGGGGGGGCUUAUAGCCCCUCUUGCCAACAACGUGGCUCCGCCACUGGAUCAUGACAUAGUGUAAAGUUUAGAUUUUAAUAAUUAAAUCAUUCUUUUUUUUAGAACCAUAAUAUUUUAAGUUUAUAUUUUUAAUUUUUAUACACAUCUUUGUUUACUUGAAAUGUAUUUUAUUUUGGAUUUAUGGUUUAUGCAUAUCUUACUUAUAAUAUUAUUAUUUUAUGAUGCACCGGUUUGUAAAUGAAUUUUUGACGAUUUAGUAGCCUUUAAACAUUUAAAGGGUUAACCACUCGCUACACCUGUACAUACUCUGGUUCGGAUAUGAUAAUAUUAAAAAAAACAUACGAUCCAAAAAUCCAUAACAAAUGAACUUCUGAUUCCAUCACGGACUGGCUAAAUGGGGUAUCGGUAUGACCAUGUCUCAAAAUAAACCAAAAUUUGUUAAAAUCGAAACCCAAAUUCGUUAUGUCCAUGGUGGAAACAAAAUUCAUUUUUUUUAAACACAAAAAUAUUAGGGAUUGAAAUUUGCUAUGUCGACUGCAAAGGGGAGUCGAAUAGGGGUGACUUUCGAGUUAUGACUCUAAGAAACAUUUGGAAAUUUGAGUGAAGGGUUGUUUGCGAUAAGCGAGAAUUGAGAUGUUUGGAAUUGCGACUUUGGUUGAUCUUCAAUAUUGAAUUUUCCCUUAACCAAAGUCCAAAACAUGUGAUUAUACUUAUGGUGGCUAUCGGGUUGCUUAUCAGUUAACCAAUAAGCAAAGUUAGCUACAACCAAUAACUACAGUGGCGUAGCCAGAAGCUCAAAACAAAUGUAUCGUUUUACAAGAUAUAUGUAUAUGAAUAAAUAUCCAACAAAUUCAUAUUCAAAUAAUUCAUUCACGAAAUAAAACUAAAUUCUUAAG
Messenger RNA from Linum trigynum, 2367 nucleotides. The record is from the annotation of a GenBank genome assembly. Lineage: Eukaryota; Viridiplantae; Streptophyta; Magnoliopsida; Malpighiales; Linaceae.